Molecule: messenger RNA, 1245 nt
Organism: Dama dama (fallow deer)
Lineage: Eukaryota; Metazoa; Chordata; Mammalia; Artiodactyla; Cervidae
Gene: HOPX
Product: HOP homeobox
Exons: 3
Coding region: 296-517 (73 amino acids)
Biological process (GO): cell differentiation; regulation of transcription by RNA polymerase II
Cellular component (GO): nucleus
Molecular function (GO): DNA binding
Source: RefSeq, a predicted model, not a curated record
GGUGACGGGGGGCCUCCUCCCUUGGGGACCCAGUGCGGCAGCCUGGGUCCAGGUGUCCCCUUAGUUCCUGUCACUGACAGACUUUCUUCCAUUUGGAAAGCUCGCUGCUGCCGCUCUUGUUGGCAAGUGGCAGCUCUACUAGGUAGGGCCAGCUUCUGAAGAGGGGUGUGGUUGGGGUGUUCUGAACCUCUCUCUGGGGAAGCAGAAUCUGCCGGAUAUAGGAGCCACACGGCACAGAGUCCCGACUGGUGAGAACAGCCGUGAGCGUGGAGGGGAAAGCAGCCGCGCCGGGACCAUGUCGACCGAGACCGCGAGCGGCCCCACUGAGGACCAGGUGGAGAUCCUGGAGUACAACUUCAACAAGGUCAACAAGCACCCGGACCCCACCACGCUGUGCCUGAUCGCGGCGGAGGCAGGCCUCUCCGAGGAGGAGACCCAGAAAUGGUUCAAGCAGCGCCUGGCCCAGUGGCGGCGGUCUGAAGGCCUACCCUCUGAGUGCAGAUCCGUCACAGACUGAGGAGAUGGUGGACAUUGGCGCUCCCCUUCAUGAAGACCAUCUGCUAUUUCUCUUCUUAGCUUCAUCAAGCUAUUUUGGUUUUUCAGUGUAGCAUUGUUGUGUCCCACUGUUAGCUGUCCUGCUAUUUAACACAAUGUUGUAUUUUUUAAAAUGUACAUAACUAGAGAAGAUAAUAACAAUUUUUUUGUGUGCAAGCACAUAGGAAGCUAUGUGCAGCAGCUUCUGUGUAAAGCAGAGGUGUGGCUGCAAAUGAUGUGGCUGGCAUUUCCUUUUGAGUCAUGAUGACAGAUGGUGUUUAAAAACCACCUAAGUUUCCUUUUGACCAUCACCUCCCAGUAACAAUUUACUGUUAACAUCCAUUUCAGAAUGGUCAAGGCUUCUGUUGAAAAGACAACAUGACCAAGAGAAAGACGUAGUUCCUUCUAAUUCCACUAAGUCAUUUUCCUUGUGUUUCAUUUAAUACAUUGAGUGAGAAUACAGAGGGACUUUGAGUCAUGUGGAUUUCAUAAAGCAAUUCCUUGGAUUAUAGCUGAAUUAACUUGGAAAGCACUCAGGCUGGAAGACAGAAAUUCCAACUGGCAAAAAUCAAAUAACUAAGGGGAAAAAUCCACAAAAGUCUUGAAUUUCCCUUAUUUAAAUACAUUUGUCGAUUUAUUUUGCUAAACAACAUGAACUGCUUUUUGUCUCUGAAAUGAUGUUCUAAAUAAAACCUUAAUGUUUUGUGAAAA